Molecule: messenger RNA, 1932 nt
Organism: Penicillium longicatenatum
Lineage: Eukaryota; Fungi; Ascomycota; Eurotiomycetes; Eurotiales; Aspergillaceae
Product: gag-pol polyprotein
Exons: 9
Coding region: 1-1932 (643 amino acids)
Biological process (GO): DNA integration
Molecular function (GO): nucleic acid binding
Source: RefSeq, a predicted model, not a curated record
AUGACUGCGAUUAUGACUCCAAUGGGCCUAGUCAGGAUGGUCAUAAUUCUACAAGGAGGUGCAAAUUCAGUAGCGCAGUGCCAGCGUGUCGUGCAGUUUGUGCUCGCGGACGCAUAUGGUAAGGCUGUCCAAGCCUUCCUAGACGAUUUUGGGAUCAAAGGACCAAAGACGACCUAUAACGACGAGAUGGCGUUUUCUAGAGUUCGCCGCUAUAUUCUAGAACACCUCCAGAACCUAGACAAGGCCUUAUACCUCCUAGAGCUUACUAGGAUAGUGAUUUCGGCCAAAAAGUCGCAGUUUGCCAUGAGUGGAGUUACGGUCUAUGAUAAAGAUAGACGCCGCCUAGAUGAGGUAAAAGUUACGAGAUUAGUCUUCUGGCCAGUACCUACCUCUAUUCCUGAAGUCCGCUCAUUUAUGGGACUAGCAGUCUAUUUUCGUGUCGUCGUGGAGAAGUUCGGAGUUAUUAUUGCCCCGCUAUACCUUCUUCUAAAGGCAGGUGCGGACUUCAAGUGGGAAGAUGACCAACAGCUGGCGUUUGAUGAGAUUAAGCGGAUUCUAUCAACCUUUCCAUGCGUCUUACCAAUAGACUAUGACUGGCUACCGUUGAUUAUUAUAGUCGCUGUGGACGCGUCUAGAAAAGGGUGGGGGGCUGUUAUGAUGCAGGUGCGAGAUGGGAUCCGGAAACCUGCGAGAUAUGAGUUAGGCACCUGGUCCGAGUCCGAGCAGACCUAUGACGCUGGAAAAAGGGAGUGUCGGGGGGUUCUAAAGGCGCUUAAAAAGUUCAGGCACUGGCUCUAUGGACUGGCGUGGAUUAGACUGUUUGAUUUUGAGGUUAAACACGUGCCUAGAGACCGGCACGGCGCUACGGAUGGCUUAUCUCGAAGACCACAUAUAAAGGAGGAAAUAGCGGAGCAAGAGACGGAGGAGGACGUUGAUGAGUUUAUAUUGGCUAAAAUAGGCACCUUACGGGUGAUGCUAAACCCAGUCACGGCGUCUAUUGAGACCCCGCUAGGUGUGGAUAUAGAGGAUAUGACACAAAGCCAGGAGCCAGGAGGCUACACACGAUAUAUCUGGGAGCAGGUCUAUAUUAAUACCGCUACACUACCUAACGAGGAUAGAUAUCAGUGCAUGAUUCAGGCGCGUGAGGCGCUAACUAGGCCCCUAAAGGGGAAGGCGACUGGUCUCGCGGUCUGUGAAUUUAUAUGGGAAGACAUUAUAUGCCGCUAUGGAUUUCCGUUAAAGAUAGUUAUGGAUAAGGGGCCAGAGUUCAGGUUAGAAAAGAAAGGUAUCAAGCGCGUUGCGAUCUCUCUAUAUAACCCGGGCUCAAAUAGGGCGAUUGAGCGUAGCAUAAGAACGUUUAAGGACGCAUUAUUAAAGAUGACGUCAGGUUAUUCGGCCGAAAACGCAGCGUCUGAGCUAGAGUCUAGGCAGCAUGCGGCGCCUCCUUCAUGGAGGGCUUGUUUCUACGCUACCCUUAUGGCUAAUAGGAUGACGACAUGUGCUACCACGGGUAUGACCCCAUACCAUUUCUUAUAUAGAAAGGAUGCUAUCCUACCACUGGAGAUGGAAAAAGACCAGGACGUCACAGAGGCAAUUUAUCGAUUUAAGAGGAUCCGAGAGCGGAAUAAAACCUACUUUAAUAGCACAAAGGUGAUUAGACUACACCCCCUGGAGGUAGGAAACCUAGUCUUGGUGCAUAAUACUCAGAUGCAAGAUGAUGUGCGUGCACUUCAGAAGCUCCGUUUUCGACUAGAAGAGCUUGACGGAACGCCCAUAAAGCACUGGUUUUCAGCGGGCGAUGGCCUUAGUCACAGCGCCGUUAACGGAGACCGGCUAAAAAGGUUCUGGUUAUAUAGGGAGACUGGCGUGAGAGAGCAGUCAUUUCCACCACAGAGUGCCGAGACUAAAGGAUCAGAGAGUGAAGGUGGAUAG